AUGUCUGUCAACCAAGGGAAUGUCUUCAGUGCUCUGGCGCUGUCAGGCUACAUGAUCGAAAGUCUUCCCAGCAGCCCCACACCACAAUUAAAAACUCCCUGCGAUGCUAUUGCACUUCUUACUCACGCCUCCAUGAUGGCAGUCGGUUUCAGAUUGAUUGGUCUAGGAGAAGAUCACAAGAUUCCUGCAGCUUCAGAUACGACUAGUACACAGUCUCUACCUCAGGAAUGGAAUUCAUCGCCUUCGAACUACGCUUUCCGCUACAGCCAUAGUCAAUCUUCCCUCGAAUAUCUUAUCCGAAUCAGUCGCCUUGGGUCGAAAGCAGUCAUCAAUGGCCUUGGGAUCGGUGAUGAGAAGGUGCACACCUUGGAUAUACCAAUAAAAGACUUCGUCUCGGAAUCUUCAUUUCCUUACACUGUAGCCUCCGAAGGCGGCGAGAACGAAAACGCACAAUCGUUACGACAACUUUUCAUUUCUGCAGGACGCAUGACAGACGCAGGAUCUCUUCUCAAGUUGCAGAUCAUCCAGAAGCUGGCACCUGGGUUGCAGAAGGAGGGAUACGAAGACUCAGCCCAUGCCGCAAGCACACAGGCUCGAGAACCAGGAGAUCCCAGAAUUCCUGGGCCUGACAAUCCACGAGGUGAUCCACCGGCUUACGAUCCUCUUCGGGAUGACCGCCUCCCUGCUCCCGCUCGACCACAGCCCUUCAACGACCCUCUUGCGGCCGAGCCUCGGCGGCCAUUCCCUGCCGGCGACUUCCCUCCACCCGGCUUUGAUGAUGAGUACGAUAUGACUAGGCCGCCAGGAAGAGGCGGUAUCGGUGGAGAGCGACGGCCUUUGAAUAUUGGAGAAAGAGAUUUGUACCCGCAAGGUCUAGGGCCUCAUGACCCAUUUCGAGGUGGGGGUGGCAUGCAUCCGACAUUUGAUGAUCCGCUCUUUGUAGGCGGAAGGGGUGGAGGUGGCCUGGAUCCAAGGGCGCCCCCAGGAGCAAGGUACGAUCCGGUUCAUCCUGGCGAUGAACCACCAAAUCUUGGUGGAGGACGCUUUCAGGGUGGCGGUGGAGGAUCUCAAGGUGGUCCUCCGAAUCCUUUCAGUGGUUUCGGCAGUGGUGACUUUAUCUAA
Messenger RNA from Bacidia gigantensis, 1122 nucleotides. RefSeq lists its product as uncharacterized. The transcript has 2 exons. The record is from RefSeq and is a predicted model, not a curated record. Bases 1 to 1122 code for a protein of 373 amino acids. NCBI's taxonomy places the organism in Eukaryota, Fungi, Ascomycota, Lecanoromycetes, Lecanorales, Ramalinaceae. Gene Ontology annotation, molecular function: endopeptidase inhibitor activity; proteasome binding. Gene Ontology annotation, biological process: proteasome-mediated ubiquitin-dependent protein catabolic process.